UGCUCCUCUUCCGUCUCUUUCAUCACCUUCGCCUUGCUUCUGCCCUGUCGCGCUCCUAUAUUUGUUUGAAGCCGCAGAGAUUGCCGCAGAGAAGAAGAAGUCUGAGGAAGGAGAAGCAGAAGAACAAUAACUUCCUUUCACUUCUGAGAUGGGCCGAGCUACAAAAUGGCUGAGGAAUUUAUUUGGCGGUAAGAAGGAUGGCGCAGCCAUUGCGGUUACCAGUGAUACAAGGGUAAAAAGAAGGUGGAGCUUCAAGUCUCCGAGGGAUUCCUGUGAACCCGCACAGGCUAAUGUGGCAUGGCUGAGAUCAUUUUAUGCUGAGACAGAGAAAGAGCAGAACAAGCAGGCCAUUGCAGUGGCAGCCGCCACCGCGGCAGCAGCGGAGGCUGCGCAGGCAGCCGUUGCCGUGGUGCAUCUCACCAGCCAUAGCCGGUGCUCAAAGCUUGGGGGUUUCCAUGAAUGGCUGGCUGCUCUCAAGAUACAAAGGGUGUUCAGAGGUUAUCUAGCAAAAAAAGCUCUGAGAGCUCUCAAAGCUCUUGUUAAGCUCCAGGCUUUAGUUAGAGGAUAUCUGGUUAGAAAGCAAGCAGCAGCAACUUUUCACAGCAUGCAGGCUCUAAUCAAAGCCCAGGAAACCAUCAGAGCACAAAAAUACAAGGCUUUUCUCUCCUCUGAAAACAAAAUUCAUCAGGAAGAAAUUCAACGCCUCUCACUGGAACCAUCCUUUUUUCUCCACCCCAAACUCUCGGUGGGGAUCGAAACCCAAACUUGUGCCUCUGAUGGCAGCCCGAAGGUCGUUCAAGUUGACUCACUCCGCCCAAAGUCGAGAUCAUCUCGAAGAUCAAGUUAUCUUACAAUUGACCAUUCUGAUGAAAUCUCCCCCAAUUCCAUCUCAUCUCCUCUUCCUACCAUCAAAAGAAUGCCGAUGCCCGAUUGUCGAUUAUCAUUCGAGAAAUGUCGGUAUUCCUCAACAGCACACAACACGCCACGUUGCGUCGCGCCAUCCACACCUACAAAGAACUUGUAUGCGGUAACAGAAGGCGACUUUCGUAGGAGAUUGAUUAAUUCUAUCAAUUGUCCAAAUUACAUGAGCAACACACAAUGUUUUGAGGCGAAAGUGAGGUCCCAAAGCACACCAAAGCAGAGACCAGAGCUCUUGGGUUCGAGCAAACGUCUUCCGCUUAGCGAAAUAGUGAUUGAGCACUCGAGGCCGAGCCUGAGCAGUGUUAGAAUGAGGAAGGCCGAGGAGGAGUUCAGCUUCAAGAAGGCUGUGGUGGGAAGACUCGAUAGGUCUUUGGAGUUGAGCAGGGGGGAGAGAAAAGGAUCGAAUUAAGCUACCAAUGAAGUUCAAUUUGAAUAAUUUGCUCUAGUUUUGUCAUGAUUUUUUUUUUCUAUUUUGUUUUCUGUUUCUCCGCUGAUUGUUGCAAUUAUAGUGGAAGAAUGAAGUUUUUUGUAAAUUUGUUGAUGGCAUGAGAUUUAGAGAAGUUUGUUAGGUUAGGGGCCUUUUUGUAAUUUAGAAAAGACUA
Messenger RNA from Phalaenopsis equestris, 1523 nucleotides. Its product is annotated as protein IQ-DOMAIN 14-like. Gene Ontology annotation, molecular function: protein binding. Lineage: Eukaryota; Viridiplantae; Streptophyta; Magnoliopsida; Asparagales; Orchidaceae. The record is from RefSeq and is a predicted model, not a curated record.